Messenger RNA from Aspergillus aculeatinus CBS 121060, 1524 nucleotides. Its product is annotated as cytochrome P450. The coding region runs from base 1 to 1524 and encodes 507 amino acids. Lineage: Eukaryota; Fungi; Ascomycota; Eurotiomycetes; Eurotiales; Aspergillaceae. The transcript has 6 exons. Gene Ontology annotation, molecular function: iron ion binding; monooxygenase activity; heme binding. The record is from RefSeq and is a predicted model, not a curated record.
AUGCUUGGGGUCUUGCUUCUGCUUGUCGCUACCGGUGGUCUUGCCUGGUUUCUUGGGACACCUUUUCGAACAGGACUAUGGCGCAUUCCGGGGCCGUGGUGGCGGCGCUAUACAGACGUCUUCCAGGCGCUUGAUGCCUACAAUGGACGAACUUGCCAAGUCAUUCAGCGCUUACACAAGGAAUAUGGACCCGUGGUGCAAGUUGGUCCACGAACCGUGAUGUUCUCGAACCCAUCCAUGAUAGACAAAGUCUAUGCCACGAGGGCACCCUUCCCCAAGAGCCAUCACUGGAGGCCGCUCCGAACCGAGCUUAAAGGCGUCCAUUACCCAAGUCUCAUAGGCACGGAGGAUACCAAGACCCAUGCUGCUCUCAAACGGCCCAUCUCCGGCAUCUACUCGAUGUCCAACGUUACCAAGUCGGAAAGCUUCAUCAACGAAUGUAUCCUUCAGCUGGUCAAGACGCUGGACCAAGAAUUCAGGGCUAAAGAGAAGCCACUGCCCGUGUUUACAUGGAUGCAUUUUUUUGCGUAUGACACAAUCAUGAAGCUCACGGUCUCCGCCGACUUCGGCCUCAUCCGGGGCGAAGCUGAUCGAGAGGGCAUGUUUCGAGGUGUCGAUGCAGCCCAAACAUACCGAGCGAUGGCCGCGUGUAUGCCGUGGGUGCACUCUGUGCUCAAGGGCAGUCCCAUCACGAAAGUGUUCGAGAAACGCAUGGGCUCGUUCCCCCGCCGCGCACGGGAGCUCAUCCAGAGCCGGCGGGCCAACGGGGCGGCAAGCGCCGCAGAUCGCGAGGACCUGCUCUCCCAGAUCCUGGACACCCAGACGAAGCAUUCGAACGUUGUCGAUGAGCGGGUGGUUCAUGGCUACGCGACCACCCCACUGCUCGCCGGGGCGGACACGGUGACCAUCGGCCUCACCUCCGUCGGCUACUUCUUGGGCAAGCAUCCGGAGGUUGCAGCCACGCUGCACGCGGAGCUGAAAUCGUCCGGGCUCCAGAUGCCGCCCCCUUGGGCUCUGAUCCACAAGAUGCCCUACCUGGAUGCGGUGGUCCGCGAGUCAUUCAGAUGCCAUCCGAUUGGAGCGAUGCUAUCGCGACGCGCGGUCCCCCCAGGUCCUGGUCUCACGCUCGAGGAUGGCCACAUCUUGCCCCCGGGCACCGCUGUCGCGGUUUCAGGGUGGUCGACGCAUUUCGAUAAGGACGCCUAUGGCGAUGAUGUGCACGACUUCAAACCCGAGCGCUGGCUCCAACGUCCCUCGGAAAGCGACGAUGAGUAUGCUGAACGGCUACACAGGAUGAACAAGGCCGAUCUGACGUGGGGCGCCGGCGACCGGGCGUGUAUGGGCAAGAACAUCGCCAAAUGUGAAAUGUACAAGCUCAUUGCCACAUUGUAUUUCCUCUUCGAUAUUCAACUUGUUGAACCGGCCAAGGAAUGGAAGAUCAAGGAGACGGUGCUGGCGAAGCAGGAGGGCGUGGAGGCCAAGAUUGCUUUCAGGCCUGGCGCGAGCAUGGAUCAGCUUCUAUAA